Messenger RNA from Ramularia collo-cygni, 270 nucleotides. RefSeq lists its product as uncharacterized. The coding region runs from base 1 to 270 and encodes 89 amino acids. The transcript is spliced from 3 exons. NCBI's taxonomy places the organism in Eukaryota, Fungi, Ascomycota, Dothideomycetes, Mycosphaerellales, Mycosphaerellaceae. The record is from RefSeq and is a predicted model, not a curated record.
AUGCAGUUCCAAUCACUUCUACUCCUGGCAACAGCCAUAAUGACACCAGUUACACUGGCCUACACCAGCUUCAACCACGACGAACAUUUCUUUGCCGAUAAGCAGACUCAGCUACAGAGUGCCACAGACGGCACGAAUUGGCGUUACUGCCCCGUCAAGAAUGGCUGCUGUGCGCAGGCAGGAACCGACCCGUUGUUCUAUCCUUGCACUUCGCUGUUGUCAAGUGCGGGUUCGCCGUGUACUUUUAGUGGAAAGACUGCUAGCUGUUAG